This is a messenger RNA of Rhizoctonia solani, 474 nucleotides long. RefSeq lists its product as uncharacterized. NCBI's taxonomy places the organism in Eukaryota, Fungi, Basidiomycota, Agaricomycetes, Cantharellales, Ceratobasidiaceae. The transcript has 3 exons. The record is from RefSeq and is a predicted model, not a curated record. The coding region runs from base 1 to 474 and encodes 157 amino acids.
AUGUUAUAUGAAGAUCUCAUCGAGCACGAUGGCGUCGACGCACAGAGUCUUCACGCGCUCGCGUCAGACAUGUUCGACAUGACCCCUAAACAAGAACGCGACCUCGCUCACGCCUAUACUCAUCACACUCAUACCAAAUACGAUUCCGCUACACCCCCCUUGAGUCCCUCGACAACGAUAAGCAGUUUACCGACAGAGGAACAUGAUUCCUUGGACGAGCCCGAAUUGCUUAUCAGUCGCGAGGACGUGAAGAGGGGUAAGCAGCCUGAAGCUCCUACUAAAUUCAACUGGAGGAAUAUGUUCAAUGAUUCGGACUGGUAUGGGAUGGAAUACGCGCUGGAGCAGAGCCGGUAUGACCAUCCUGGUUUGGCCAGUGUGUGGCCGCCCAGCGCGGGCGAAUCGUCGACUUCGGAUGCCGCAUUUAUCGCAAUGUACGAUGGGUAUAUUUACCCCGAGGAUGUUACGUACUGGUAA